GCAGAACUCAAAACCGAGAUCAUCGAGAGGCUCGACAGUCAAGAGACAACUCGGACCCGGUUCGAAGCAGUUGCCGAGCGAGCGUUUGAUGCGCUCACCAAGCGGAAUGAUUCUGUCUGCACGACAAUCCAGACUGUCCAGUCCCAUACUUCAAGCAAGCUGGAUAGCGGGCAAAUCAUUGCCGAGCGUAUCGACACAUCUGUCUCGAGAAUGGAGACGUCCGUCUUGCCGACGAUGCAAGCCGAGGCACGGGAUGCGUCGGCGAAUAUUUUGAGCCAACUGGACGAGAUUUCAAGCCGAUUGCAAGCAAUGAGCGGCAUGCCGUGGGCUGGUGACUUCCCAUGUCCAUUAGAUUCAACAGGUGGCAGUGCAAAACUCGAAGCUGCGCAACAGAAUGAAAUGACACUGAAGAAACUGGACAUGCUGGCAAUUCGGCGGUUGCUGUCGAAACGGAGCGGUCUGCGGGAUGCACUUGACACUCUGGAAACUGCAGUCACUCUGCAGAACGCAUACGGAAUGCCGAUUCGACAAGCCGUUGGUUCAGAACGUGCGACAAAUGGGUACCCUCGAAGGUGUUCAUGUAUGCCGUACAAAAUGACACAAAGGCGGCAUGUGAAGCUCGGCUUAUCUCAAUUUGUGACCGCCCAAACGACAACCUCAAACCAUCACCAGUUCUGCGAACUGUACGGAACUGCAGUAGCACGAUUCGAGACGCGCCGGUUGGUGAUCGCCCGACUUCAAUACUUCACUGUAGCGGUUGAGGCUGCGCUCCGCAUAUCCUCGAGCUGGCAGCAGGGGGCGGGAGGGUUUAGCCUCAGCCCAUGCCUGAAGUAUAACAGCGUCGUCGAUAGAAGAAAAGCCCCUGCCUUCAGGCUCUUCAACGUACUGGUUGGUCUGAUGAUGUCAGAUAGAAAUCGGCGGAUCAUCUUGGGCCAGACGGAGACGAUGAAAGCUCUUCUCGACCACGUCCUCACAAAGCUGAGAGCUCUACUUGAAGCGCGAAAAUGUUCCAUCACGGACAUCGAUAAGGACGGGAAUACGCUUGGGCACAUGUUAUUCAAGCUGAUGCACAUCUAUGCGAUAUGUGAACGAAGUCAACUCGAGCAUCUGCAAGAGCUCUUCCCCUCCUUUUUCUGGCAAAUGACAGAGGUCUACGGCGUUUCCGUCGUCGAGGAAAAUUACCACGGCAGGACACCCUACACGGAUCGACUGUGGCGGGAAGGAAGCGAUGAAGCUAUGCUCUUCUCUCACUCAGUUCUGCCGAGAGACAAACAGGGCACGCUGCAAUGCCCUGUGGCACGAGAUUCCCAGUUUCCGCUGUGGUUCCCGGAUCCAUCGCCUUUUCGAUAUGGGUCCUCUGAGCGCGGCAAUUCUCCGAGACGAGGGUGAGCUAGUCAGGAAAAUGCUAAAGGCUAAUCCAGACAUGGUGAUGGAAGAAGCAGCGUUCGGCCUUGAAACCCAUUUCACUCUGUCCACGACAUUUGCCCUGUGCCUGAAUGAAAUCAUCGAGUCAUUGAAGGCGUCCAGCCGGG
Molecule: messenger RNA, 1532 nt
Organism: Microdochium trichocladiopsis
Lineage: Eukaryota; Fungi; Ascomycota; Sordariomycetes; Xylariales; Microdochiaceae
Exons: 4
Coding region: 211-1389 (392 amino acids)
Source: RefSeq, a predicted model, not a curated record